This is a messenger RNA of Epithele typhae, 2862 nucleotides long. RefSeq names its product HCP-like protein. Lineage: Eukaryota; Fungi; Basidiomycota; Agaricomycetes; Polyporales; Epitheliaceae. Bases 1 to 2862 code for a protein of 953 amino acids. The transcript has 8 exons. Gene Ontology annotation, molecular function: protein binding. Gene Ontology annotation, cellular component: endoplasmic reticulum membrane. The record is from RefSeq and is a predicted model, not a curated record. Gene Ontology annotation, biological process: ERAD pathway.
AUGCCUUCGGCGGACAGGAAGAUGCGGAAGGCUAGCUUGGCUGCCUUCUGCAUGGUAGCCUUUGCGGCGCUCUCCAACGCAAACGACGCGUCGACCCAGCGCACAGAAGUUUCUGGAGGGAUUGAGUCUGCGUCUGAAGGCAUUGACUCUGCUGCCGAAGCGUCCAGGGCGUACCGCCAGGCCAUGUCGACACUUGCAACCUUGACUGCCCUCCCAUCUGCACCUUCAGACGAACCUUCAAUACACACCACGUCCUCCCCACUCGCAGCUCUCCUCCCGAACAUUCAAGGGCAGGGACCCAUUGCUAGUGCUCUGCGAAUUCUCGUGAAGCUCGGCCGACACUCUUGGGUACCUUCUUUCGUCACGGAAUACAUCUCCACGGAGUCGACAGGAAGUAGGAGAAAGGAAGAGGACCAUAGAGGGAGAGCGGUCAAAGUGAUUGACCUCUUGCACCAUGCGGCCGACCUUGGAAACCGUGAUGCUCUCUACACGCUUGGACAAGUCUCCUUGUUCCCACCAAAUACCUACUUCCCCACUGAUCCAACGACCGCGUUCGACUCAUUUCAAGCACAUGCCGACAUGACAGGCAAUGCUUCAUCCCAAGCUUUGGUCGGCUUCUUCCACUCCACUGGAUAUCAUGGCGUCGUCCCCGUAGAUGGACCAAAAGGUCAGCUAUACCUCACGUUUGCGGGCCACGGAGGGCACAAGGGCGCACAGAUGGCGCUCGGUUACCGACAUUGGUCAGGUAUUGGAGUUAGUGAGAACUGUUUGGCGGCGUUGAACUGGUACGAGGAUGCAGCAGAACAAGCGAUGGCGAAGUUUUUAUCUGGCCCUCCUGGUGGACGAACGUUGCCGCUAGUUCCGCCACGACUAUCAGAUCUCGUCGGCGGAGUGUAUGGUCCGGGUGCGAGUGUAGCAUCAACAGGAUUGCAGGCCGGACGCGCAGUCAUCAAGACCGCGAAUGCACGGGCUGCGGGGGAGACAUGGGACGACCUCAUUGAAUACUACCUCUUCAAUGCGGACCGCGGGGAAAUCGACUUCGCAUAUCGCUUGGGCAAGAUCUUCUACCAAGGCAGCGUCUACCCUUCACCUGGCGGCAUUGCGUCCGGGGGCGACGGCGCAAGCGCGAUUCCUCGCGAUUUCCACCGGGCGCGGUACUAUUUCAACCGCAUCGCUCGCAUCGUCUGGCCCCGCGACCCGUCGGACCCGCGCCGCGACCGUGCGGCACCGAAGGAGGAGGGCACUUUGCAAGCGAGCUACGCUGCCCUCGCCGCGGGCUACCUCGGGCGGAUGUACUUGCGAGGUGAGGGUGUGAAGCAGGACUACGCAAUGGCCAAGAUGUGGUUUGAGCGCGGAGCGGAGCACGGCGAGAAGGAGUCGCACAACGGGCUGGGAAUCAUCUGGAGGGACGGUCUUAUGGACGGCAAGAAGGACCUGAAGAAAGCGAUGAGCCAUUUCCACGCCGCGGCAAACCAGGACCUCGCCGAAGCGCACGUCAACCUUGCAAAAUAUCACUUCCAUCGAGGAGAGCUCAAGCAGGCCACCGCACACUUCGAGAACUCCCUUAGGCUUGGCUCGCCCUUCGAGGCGUAUUACUACCUCGCCGGUAUCCAGGCCAUGCAAGCUCGUGAGCGGACGAUUCCUCACGAGAUCGCGGGCAGUUCGUGCGCAGUUGCAGUGUCUUUCUUCAAGCUCGUGGCUGAACGUGGCUCCUGGGAUGACGACAUGCUCCGGGAGGCUGAUUACUACUGGAGCCUCGGCACGGAGCGAGGGGGCGAGAUGGCGAUGUUGCGCUGGUGGAUCGCGGCGGAGCGCGGGCUCGAAACAGCGCAGAACAAUCUCGCGUACGUGCUCGACCAGGACAAGAGCAUACUACGCUUCACGCGUUUCGCGCCGCACUCGCCCUCAAACGACACCGCGCGCCUCGCGCUUACGCAGUGGAUCCGGUCCGCAGCGCAGCGCAACGUGGACGCGCUCGUCAAGGUCGGCGACUACUACUACCACGGGCUCGGUGUUCCCGACGAGCCUGAGGGCGCGCGCUGGGAGAAGGCGGCGGGCUACUACCAGUCCGCGGCGGACACGCAGAUGAGCGCUCUCGCAAUGUGGAACCUGGGAUGGAUGUAUGAGAACGGCGUUGGCGUUCCUCAGGACUUCCAUCUGGCGAAACGACACUACGACCUCGCGUACGAGACGAACGCGGAAGCGUAUCUGCCAGUGCUGCUGUCUCUCCUCAAGCUGCAUGCGCGGAGCGCAUGGCAUACGCUUAUGGGCGGCCAGGGAGGAUUGACGCUCUGGGAUGGGGACGAGGAAACCACUCGUUCAUACUACGACAACCCCGAGAUCGACGCGGGCCAGGAUGGCGAGCACGCGGACCCGCGUGGGGCCACGCAACAGCCGGCGCUAGACGAGAUCGACGACGCGGAUGACGGCCCCUGGUACAUGGGCAAGGCCCGUGACGAGUUCAACCGCCGCCGACGCGGCGGCUCCGUAGAUGGAGACGGGGAGGAGGAUCCGGUUGAGUGGGCGCGAGAACGCCGGCGCGAGGAAGCGGCUCGUGAAGGCGAAGACUACGGUCCUGAAGACUACUUCGACGGUGCGACGCGGGGCGGUGUGCGCAGAGAAGCGCGAUACCGAGAAGAGGAGGGCGAGGUUGACGACCUCGGGGAGACAGUGCUGAUCGUGGUGUUGUGUUUGCUUGUAUCGGGGCUCCUGUACGUGCGUGGGCGAUGGAUGGAGAGGAUCCGACGCGACGAGGAGGAAAGGAGGAGAGCGGUGGGUGGGGCACCACGCAACGACGGAGCACUGGGGGUCUUCCCACCACCUGGAGACCCCGCGCGGGAUGACUGGGCGGUUCUGCGAUGA